Messenger RNA from Saccharomyces mikatae IFO 1815, 663 nucleotides. RefSeq names its product Far7p (gene FAR7). Lineage: Eukaryota; Fungi; Ascomycota; Saccharomycetes; Saccharomycetales; Saccharomycetaceae. Bases 1 to 663 code for a protein of 220 amino acids. The transcript has a single exon. The record is from RefSeq and is a predicted model, not a curated record.
AUGAGUGACCAAAUUAACGCUUUGUCAUUGCAGCAGCAGCAGCAGCAGCAGCAGCAGCAGCAAGUCUAUAUGUCCCCUCAGGCAGAAAACUUGAAUCACAUGUACUUAUUAGUCAACAAACUAUUGCGGCAGUUGAGAGAAAAUCAAGCAGAGAAGGCAAAAAUACUAAAAAAUGUUGACAUACUAUCUGGCAAUUUAAGCAAGUAUGAGUCACCGGAAGAACCUCAUGAUACAACGGAUAAUAUUGCAUUAUUCAAUAGAUUUCUAGAGCAAAGAGGAAAGGACGCUAUAACUGGGGAAGAAAGACUAAACGGUGAUUUGGAAGAUAACACAAAAGGUGAGGAUAUGUUAGAGGUGUUAAAGCGUCAAAAUUUAAAUCUCCGGAAAACUCUAGAGGAAUACAAGCAGACAACCUCUGAAUCCAUGAGCUUAUUGAGCUAUUCCGAAGAUUCACUAAACUUUGUGGUUGCCCAGUUAAGAAAAAACAUUCUAAUGCAUCACAAAAAUACAAUUAAAUUGAUUAGGCAGAAAUUUCAAGUAGAAACAAUUCCUCUCGAGGAUGAGGAAUUCAAGAAGUAUCUGGAAAACAUUAAUGAUCUACAAAAACUAACAGAUAUAUCUCAUACUUACCGACUACUGCUGAGGUUACAUGUAAAAGAGUGA